UUUGGUUUGAACCAAGUGCCGUGUGCGGGUGGCGCGUGCACCCACCGACUCACGUCCCGGGUCGAUGUUGCUGUCGCCCAGGACGGCGGGCGUAAGGAGCACCGAGGCAACUACUUAAUGCAAAUACGACAAUUCCUAAAAUGUAAUCUCAAGUUUCUUCAGGAGCCUCAGGCAAACAAGCAUGGACAAUUUAACAAUUAAAUUAUCAAUAAAAAUGCACGGUGUGAGAAAAUCAACCAACAUUUCAUGUUUAAGGAAAAUAAAUAACUAUUGCAUUUUGACCGCAAGAUCUCUUGGUUUGUAUGGAAAUGAAGUUGGUUCCAUUCACAGAAAAAACUUGACCAUCCUCUGUCAGUUAGUAUGUCAGAAGACCACAUCUUUUGAGAGAGUUUGGACAAAACAAUCAAAUUCACCAGUGAUUUAUGAGAAAGGAAGGAUUUAUUUUGACAAUUAUAGAUGUUGUUUUAUUAGCACUGGACCUCAGCCCACCUUGCUUUAUGAAUUGCCCAAGCUCCACAAGUCUGAGAAGAUUGAGGAUGCACUGUUGUGCGAGUCACCUGUGGGUGAGAUGUUACCCAAACCAUCAGACCACAAGCCUGCAAUCUUGAUCCUUACUGCAAACAACUGGUUAAUCCGUAUGUCUACCAGGACUGCAAAGAUUAUAGAAAAAGUUUACCUCUCAUCGCAGUUGAAGUUCAGGUAUUUGACGUGGGACAAUACUCAAGAGACCAUAGUGGUAAAAACUACACAGAACAAAGUUACAGCUGCAGCUCGAGCGGCUGGAAAUCAACACUCAGUUCUGUUACAUUUAGCUUUGUUUAGUGUUCUACCUCUUACCUUUGUUGGAAUGAUGGGCAUUGACAAAAAGAUUUUUGGAAGCAAUGUAACAGAUGCCACUGUUUCUCAGGGGUUGCUCAUUGUGACACACAGUGUGGGACUGGUCAAGCUUUACAGUUUUCAGUGGAUCGUUGAGAUGUUUACAACGAAACACUGUAUUCUUGGACAAAACUGUGAAUGGAACAACACAACUGGAAUUGUAGGUGCAGCUCCAUUUGGAAUUCCAUGUAAUAUUAAAAUCACAGAUUGCCCACCAGUUCUAUUUGAAGUUGCUUGUCUUGAAAGUGCAUUGCAAAUCGGAGGAUAUCCCUGGCAUUACAUCAUCACACCUAAUAAGCAAAAUCAGAAAGGCACCUACCAUAUUAGCUCUUUAAAGGAUAAAACAUUGGCAGAGAAUGGAAUUCAAGAGAUGCAAUAUUCUUCUUUGGAAACUGAUUGGAUAUAUUUCCAUCCAGAUGAUUCUGGAAGGAUCAUGCACAUUGGACCGACACAAAUUAAUAUGUUGCAGCUGAUUGAAAAAUCUGAAGAUAAGCAAAGAUGGCAGGUUUUACAAGCAUUCACAAUUUUAUCUAAAAGAGAAAGAAAGGUGGAGAACUCGGUAACAGUGACAGCCUAUGGUCGGGUUGUGAAAAGACAGUGCUCUCAAUUAGAUGAUGAUCAGUACGAGACCUUUAAAAUGGUAGACUACGAAGAUGAGCUUGAACUGUUGACUGUUUUGGCAGUAGCUCCAACAGACAAUGAAGGGAACGCACAUCUCGAUUUUUACGACAACCAAACUGGCACAUUAAUUAAGAGUGUUCCAAUAAAGGAACCAUGGGAUAUUACCUACAAUCAUCAACUGUUCUUCGACAGAGAUACAAUUAUACAUACAGAACAACUGGCAAAUCGGACAUUUUGCUGUCACAUUUACAAAAUGGUACAAUGUCCUGAAGAUGAAGAUGGAAAUAAAGAUUGAUACAUCCUAGAUGGUUUCUCUCUUAUUUACAAUGAAAAUAAUUUGCUCUUGCAUUUGUACUGUGGAAGCUGCAGUAUGAACAAGGGUUAAGAUAGUUGUACAGCACAAUGUGGAAACUGCUGUAUGACAAAACUUUGUUUAAUAGCUGUACAGCACAACAACCUGUAGGCAUUCAUUGACGCACAUCAUGUUCCUGAUAGGUAUUCAUUGACGUACCCCAAUGUUUUGGGAUGGGUAUUCCUUGACGCACACCACAAGGUUCUUGAUAUUGAAAAUUAAAUAAAGGAUUAAAUAACA
Molecule: messenger RNA, 2089 nt
Organism: Leucoraja erinaceus (little skate)
Lineage: Eukaryota; Metazoa; Chordata; Chondrichthyes; Rajiformes; Rajidae
Gene: dcaf17
Product: ddb1 and cul4 associated factor 17
Exons: 15
Coding region: 182-1792 (536 amino acids)
Biological process (GO): protein ubiquitination
Cellular component (GO): Cul4-RING E3 ubiquitin ligase complex
Source: RefSeq, a predicted model, not a curated record